Molecule: messenger RNA, 948 nt
Organism: Dama dama (fallow deer)
Lineage: Eukaryota; Metazoa; Chordata; Mammalia; Artiodactyla; Cervidae
Product: olfactory receptor 56A3
Exons: 1
Coding region: 1-948 (315 amino acids)
Biological process (GO): G protein-coupled receptor signaling pathway
Cellular component (GO): membrane
Molecular function (GO): G protein-coupled receptor activity; olfactory receptor activity
Source: RefSeq, a predicted model, not a curated record
AUGACAGCACACCAAAAUGGCAGCAUCUCCACUGAGAUUUCAGACUUCCUCCUGAACUGUUUUGUCAGGUCCCCCAGCUGGCAGCACUGGCUGUCCCUGCCCCUCAGUCUCCUCUUCCUCCUGGCCAUGGGGGCCAACAUCACCCUCCUCAUCACCAUCCGGCUGGAGGCCUCUCUGCAUGAGCCCAUGUAUUACCUGCUCAGCCUCCUCUCCCUGCUGGACAUGGUGCUCUGCCUCACCGUCAUCCCCAAGGUCCUGGCCAUCUUUUGGUUUGAUCUCAGAUCCAUCAGCUUCUUUACCUGUUUCCUUCAGAUGUACAUCAUGAAUUGCUUCCUUGCCAUGGAGUCCUGCACAUUCAUGGUCAUGGCCUAUGACCGCUAUGUGGCUGUCUGCCAACCAUUGAGGUAUCCAUCCAUCAUCACAGACCAAUUUGUUGCAAAGGCAACCAUCUUUAUUUUAGCCAGAAAUGUCCUUUUCACAGUGCCCAUCCCCAUCCUCUCUGUACGACUCCAUUAUUGUGGGAGAAAUGUCAUUGAGAACUGCAUCUGUGCCAAUAUGUCUGUGUCCAGGCUAUCCUGUGAUGAUGUCACUAUCAAUCUUGUCUACCAGUUUGCUGGAGGCUGGACCCUGCUGGGAUCUGACCUCAUCCUCAUCUUCCUCUCCUACACCCUCAUACUAAGGGCUGUUCUGAGACUUAAGUCAGAAGGAGCUGUGGCCAAGGCCCUAAGCACGUGUGGCUCCCACUUCAUCCUGAUCCUCUUCUUCAGCACCAUUCUCCUGGUCUUUGUCCUCACUCACGUGGCAAAGAAGAAGGUGUCCCCUGAUGUGCCAGUCUUGCUCAAUGUCCUGCAUCAUGUCAUCCCUGCAGCCCUCAACCCCAUUGUCUAUGGGGUGCGAACCCAGGAGAUCAAGCAAGGAAUCCAGAGGUUACUGAAGAAAGGAUGGUAA